Colletotrichum chrysophilum is the source of this 1188-nucleotide messenger RNA. RefSeq lists its product as uncharacterized. The record is from RefSeq and is a predicted model, not a curated record. Bases 1 to 1188 code for a protein of 395 amino acids. NCBI's taxonomy places the organism in Eukaryota, Fungi, Ascomycota, Sordariomycetes, Glomerellales, Glomerellaceae. The transcript is spliced from 3 exons.
AUGCCAGAAAAUCACGCCCUCAUUUACGGAGCAAGCGGGAUCACGGGAUGGUCUAUCACCAAUGCGCUUCUCAAUGGCUACCCAACCGAGGACACUUUCGCCUCCGUCACGGCUCUCACAAACCGACCGCUGAACACUGAAGAUGCCCUGUGGCCUAAGCCUGAGAGGCCGCAGCUCCAGGUCGCCAGUGGCGUUGAUAUCAUGACCCCGAAAGGCGUGGAAGGCCUCGAGGCCGAUCUCAAGGCAAAAGUCAAGAACAUGAGUCGCAUCAGCCACGUUUAUUUCUUUGCAUACAUUAUGGACGCCGACCCUGCGAAGGAAUGCGACAUCAACAAGGAGCUCAUCAGACGAGCUGUCAGCGCUGUCGAGGCACUCUCCCCCAACCUGAAGUUUGUUGUCUUGCCGACCGGCACCAAAGCUUACGGAGUUCACUUGCUGGAUCAUUUCCCCUUCCCCAAGGACGUCCCCCUACACGAGACUCUGCCGCGGAUCCCAGAGCCCUUCGCGUCCCAAAUGUUCUACUAUGACCAAACCGACAUGCUGUCGCAGAUGGCCAAAGGGAAAGACUGGACUUGGUGUGAAAUCAUACCUGACAAUAUCAUUGGCUUCGUGCCCAAUAACAACAUCUACUGCCUUGCACAGACAGUUGGCACGUAUCUCAAUUUGUUCGCGGAGCUUCAUGGGAAAGGGGCUGAAUGCCCGUUCCCCGGAAGCGAGAAGUCUUGGAACAAUUUGAGCAGCGAGUGCAACCAAGACAUCAUUGCCAAAGUGUGCAUCUACGCUUCACUUCAUCCGGAACUUACCUCUGAGCAACGAUACAACGUUGCGGACAGUUCGCAGCCCUCAUCAUGGAGCAAGAAAUGGCCAGUCAUCUGCGAGUACUUCGGCCUCAGGGGAACGUCGCCUCCAGCGGACGGACAGGCCCCCCAACCAACGCAGUACCUGUCAGACCACAUUGACGAAUGGAAAGCGCUGGAGCAGAGACACGGUCUCGUUAGCGGCCGCGUUGCUAACGACCGAAGCUUCGGUGGCUUCGCAAGCUUCAUCAUGACCAUGCUCAACUUCGAUCGGCAGCUUGACCUUUCCAAGUGUCAUGAGAUGUGGGGUUCCAGCACGGAGGAGAUUGACACAAGGCAGUCUUGGUAUACCACAUUGGACAGGUUCAAGAAGGCUAGGAUCAUCCACUAG